Messenger RNA from Lucilia cuprina (Australian sheep blowfly), 552 nucleotides. RefSeq names its product salivary glue protein Sgs-3. Lineage: Eukaryota; Metazoa; Arthropoda; Insecta; Diptera; Calliphoridae. The record is from RefSeq and is a predicted model, not a curated record. The transcript is spliced from 3 exons. The annotation marks the transcript as partial.
AUGACACAAAGCGUAAUGGCAAUGACUACAAUGCGUUGUUGCAAUAACAACGAUGAGUUAUUUAUUUUCUACCAAUUAAUUAACAUUUUCUACUUUUCUUUACAGAGGAGCGCAUUUAUUUUGUUGACGCUAUGCGUCAUUGGUAUUUAUGCCGAUACUAAUGAUGAAUUCCUUGUGAGAAAAAUUCGUGAAUCCUUUGAAGGUUACAGCUAUCCUCCACCUGAACAGCCAUUCACUUAUCCUCCACCCGUAGUUAGCACUCGUGCUCCAGUUACUACACCCAAGCCAACAACCCGUGUGCCAGCAACUUACUUGCCACCCACCAACAAACCACAAACACCAGCUACAACCCGUGCUACACCUAAGCCAACAACACGUGCUCCUGUGACUACACCCAAGCCCACUACCCGUGUGCCAGCUACUUAUUUGCCUCCCACAAAUAAGCCACAAACUCCAGCUACUACACGCGCUACACCAAAGCCCACUACACGUGCUCCUGUCACUACUCCUAAGCCAACAACUCGUGUGCCUGCAACUUACUUGCCACCCACC